AUCAUGAGAUUGUUAUUGCCUAUUUUUCUAAUAUUCAAUAUGAAUCCCAAUCUCAUUCAAGAAUUAAUGAUACUAAAAGAAAAAUUCCUCUUCUCAAAUCUAUGAACUCUACAAAAUGGACAACUUUUACUGAUUAUUUCAAUACUUAUUACAAUAACCACAAUUUUGAUUGCUUAAAAGAUUUCCCAGCCAAUCAUGUAAAUAUGAAUAAUCUCUGGAUGAAAUUGAAAAAAGCAGUUUUGGAUAUUAGUAAAUCUAAAAUUCCUCACAAAUGA
This is a messenger RNA of Funneliformis geosporum, 275 nucleotides long. The record is from the annotation of a GenBank genome assembly. Lineage: Eukaryota; Fungi; Glomeromycota; Glomeromycetes; Glomerales; Glomeraceae.